Messenger RNA from Rubroshorea leprosula, 3090 nucleotides. The record is from the annotation of a GenBank genome assembly. NCBI's taxonomy places the organism in Eukaryota, Viridiplantae, Streptophyta, Magnoliopsida, Malvales, Dipterocarpaceae.
AAAAAAUAUAGUAAAAACUGGUAAAAAGAAAAAGAAAAGCCCUCAAAUAAUGGAGGUGGAGUGUGGUGUGAGCCAUUGGAUAUUGCAGGUGUAAAAAUGGAGAUGAGAAUCCCAAUGCUCAGAGAGACAGCCACCACCACUGCCCAGUGUUCACUCCCCCCUUGUAUCCAAUUAAACUAAGCUUAUCUCCCUUCUCUCUCCCACACUACAAUCCAAUCUUCCCCUCCCACCAUUCCAUACCUUCAUUCUCUCUCUCUCCCCAAACAAACAAAAACCCUCGACAAUUUUCAGCUUGUUUUCCCCUACCCAUGAUUUUGGAUCGGAAAAUCUCAAUCUCAUCGAUCAGAAAGUUGAAAGCUUGAAAAAGGGUUCAUCGGAUCAGAGGCGGAGCGUGGAAGGGUAGGGGAGGGAAGUUUCUCUCUCUCUCUCUCAUGCAUCACGACCGCGCCGACCAAAUGUCCGAGGAUGAAGACGACCACCGAUCCCCGCCGUCGGAUCUGGAAUUCACUUCCAGCGAGGCGCGGAACUAUUCCACUGUUGGUUCCGGGUCAGGGUCCGGGUCGGGGGUUCCGGAGUCUCAGGCUCCGUACCUGGACCAGGUUCUGGAUAAUGUUUUAGAUAACGUGCUCCAGUUCCUGACCUCGCGGCAGGACCGCAACGCCGCCUCAUUGGUGUGCAAGUCUUGGUACCGGGUGGAGGCAGUCACGCGAUCCGAGCUAUUCAUCGGAAACUGCUACGCGGUGUCGCCGGCCAGGGCUAGUGCCCGGUUCACGAAAGUCCGAUCCCUGGUGCUCAAGGGGAAGCCCAGGUUUGCGGAUUUUAACCUGUUGCCACAAGGUUGGGGAGCUCACUUUUCACCGUGGGUUGCGUCCAUGGCUAAAGCUUACUCCUGUCUGGAGAAGGUCCAUCUGAAGCGUAUGUCAGUGACGGAUGUUGAUCUUGAAAAUCUGGCUAAGUCUCUUCCGGGGUUUAAGGAGCUUGUGCUGGUUUGCUGUGAAGGGUUUGGGACCAAGGGGCUUGCUGCCUUUGUUAGCUUGUGCAGACAGCUUAGGGUGCUUGAUCUGAUCGAAUCUGAGGUUGCGGACGAUGAAAUGGAUUGGAUAUCGCAUUUUCCCGAGGGGGAAUCAUGUCUCGAGUCAUUGAUAUUUGAUUGUGUUGAAUGCCUGAUUAAUUUUCAGGCAUUGGAGAGGUUGGUUGCAAAUUCGCCUUCAAUGAAAAGGCUUAGGCUGAACCGACAUGUUUCCAUUGGGCAGCUAUUCCGGCUGCUGAAGAUUCGAGGUCCACAGCUUACUCACCUUGGGACAGGCUCAUUCAGUCUGUCAGAUUUGGUGCCACAGGGCGACCAAGAACCAGAGCUAGAUUAUGCAUCCGCAUUUACUGCUUGCAAAUCCUUAGUUUGUCUCUCUGGGUUUAGGGAAAUAGUUCCAGAUUACUUGCCAGCUAUCUACCCAGUUUGUGCAAAUCUAACUUCUCUGAAUUUUAGCUAUGCUAACAUCAACACAGAACAGCUCAGGCCAAUCAUAAGACACUGCCACAAUCUCCAGAUCUUUUGGGUUCUUGAUUCAAUAUGUGAUGAAGGUCUUCAAGCAGUAGCUGCAACAUGCAAGGAGCUCCGUGAGCUUCGGGUUUUCCCUAUUGAUGCUCGGGAAGACAGUGAGGGUCCUGUUUCUGAAGUGGGCCUGCAAGCAAUUUCUGAAGGUUGUCCGAAAUUGCAAUCUAUUUUAUACUUCUGCCAGAGGAUGACAAAUGCAGCUGUGAAAGCCAUGUCUAAGAACUGCCCUGAUCUUGUGGUAUUCCGUCUAUGCAUAAUGGAGCGCCACAGGCCUGAUCAUGUUACUGGAGAUCCUAUGGAUGAAGGAUUUGGAGCCAUUGUUAAGAACUGCAAGAAGCUCACUCGUCUUGCAGUGUCUGGUUUGCUGACUGAUAAAGCUUUCAGUUACAUUGGAAAGUAUGGCAAAUUGGUACGCACACUGUCAGUUGCUUUUGCUGGAAACAGUGACAUGGGACUGAAAUAUGUGCUCGAGGGAUGUCCUCGAUUGCAGAAGCUCGAGAUAAGAGAUAGCCCAUUUGGAGAUGUGGCUCUGCUUUCUGGUUUGCAUCAGUACUACAACAUGAGGUUCCUUUGGAUGUCAUCAUGUAGAUUAACCCGUCAAGGUUGCCAGCGGGUUGCUCGAGAAAUGCCUCACCUGGUGGUUGAACUUAUAGGGUCAAACUGGGAGGAUAUGGAGAUGGAUGACGUUGCUGAAAAAUUGUCCAUGUACAUGUACAGGUCUGUUGAAAUGCCAAGGGAGGAUGCACCAGAUUUUGUUACAAUCAUGUAGGUAUCUGUGGUGGAGGAAGUUGUCUCUCAUGAUCUUUUCAAUGGAUAUUUCACAAGUCUAAGCUGUUCCACAGAGAAAAUGGAUAAAGCGGAUAUCUUUUAAAUGCCCGCAAGAAGGUCCUUUCCAUUGCUUUCUAUCAAGCAAAGUCCAGUUAUACCUGCUGCUUGGGCAUGACCUGUUGCUGCAAGUCACAUUAAUAGCAGAAGCUCCACGGAGGACAACAGUUACUAUUUUUCAAGCUCUUAUAAAGAGGAACUGGACUAAUGCAGAAGAUGGUUGUCUCUGUAAGUUAUUGAAUCAUUGGAUAGUGUUGUAGGCUUGUAGCGGCAUGCAUUUACAUUUUACAUCACUUGUUUGUUUUCAUAUUCAUUUCAUGGUAAACAAAGGUAGUGAGAAGAGGAGGGAGGGUUAUUGAACUAUAUGGAUAAAGGUCACAUAUCUGUUUUUUCUUCGAACAAAUUGCCUUAUCCAUUGACACUAGGCUCAAGAUGAUUCUAUAGAGAUUGAGAUGGGUGGAAAGCAAAGAUUAAAAAUCGAAAAGGAAGUUUUAUCUCUUUAACCAGUUUCUUUUUUUGUUCAUUUUGCUUUAAAUUGCUAGUUGGUUAAACUUAGCUGGUGAGACUAAAAAUGCCGGGAAGGCCAGAACUUACACAUCUGUGUCUUUCUCAGCAUUUGUUAUUUUUCCUAGAUGUGUUGUAGCACCUGACUGUUGAAUUUAUUAUUGUUAUUGUUAGCAAUGUGAGAUGAGAAAUAAAUGCCAGAUAUGCAU